Molecule: messenger RNA, 2445 nt
Organism: Colletotrichum gloeosporioides
Lineage: Eukaryota; Fungi; Ascomycota; Sordariomycetes; Glomerellales; Glomerellaceae
Exons: 3
Coding region: 1-2445 (814 amino acids)
Cellular component (GO): cytoplasm; nucleus
Molecular function (GO): protein binding
Source: RefSeq, a predicted model, not a curated record
AUGGAUCCCCUUUCGAUCACGACGAGCGUGAUCGCUCUAGUUCAGGCCCUCGCUGUGGGAGUCAAGUUCUUUUCCUCCAUGCGACAGAUUCCAGCGGACUUCUGCGACCUCAGCAAUGAGCUCACAGACCUUCAGGCAGUCGCCGAGCAAGUCAAAACUUCUCUCCAAGAGAUGGAAAACGACGACAACAAAAAUGCAGCCGUCCCUGGCAUCACUACUGCUACAAUACAGACCUUGGAAGACGACUUCGUCUUGAUAGUUCAUGAACUAGAAGCCCUUUGCGGACGCCUCCAAAAAUCAGACCGGCAUGUAGACAUGGUUGGAGAGCUGCGUGAGAGGGACAACGUCGCUAGGCUUCGGGCGAAAGCGAGCAAAACCAAGCAGAGCUUGAUGUUGCGUUUCAUUGCUCUUGUGUCGUCGCAAAGUACACGGCAAACAAAAGUCGUGCUAGACGGACAACAAGCAUUCAGUGCCUGCUUCGAAACGAUGAGCGACAGAAUCGAGGCGGGCAACGCUGUGCUUCGAGAGACGCAGAGCAAGAAUAAUGACGUAUGCGCUUCACUUCAUCGGAUGUUAGCCGCUGAGGCCACGAGCGCAGAGCCAUCACUGCCAUCCACUCCUCAUGGACAGAGGCCGAAUGCCGGAGUCGACGAGCCCCUGUCAUCGAUAUCUAUACACGCCUCACUCCGACAGGUUUGCCCACCAUAUUGCAAGUGCCAGUGUCAUUUACCUUCGUCGGUUUGGACACCAACCUGGGUACGGUCAGUGCUAGGAUCGUUGUUCUUCGAGUAUAACGACAUGCCCUUAUUGAUGCCCCGGAAAUGCGAUGAUUUAGGUUGCCGUAAUCAUUCCUCUCUGCGACUCAUCUACGUCUUUCCGAAAUGGUUCGUAUCUAGGGCCGUUUUUCUCACGACCUCUUGGGGAAGUCUCACUGGAUUGGGGUCGAGCUUGUAUUUGCAAGUUCCCAGGGUAGUGCCGAGUGUGCAGAUGCUGUCAGCGGUCUACAACUCCGACAUAGAUUGGAUCAAACGAGGCAUCUCAAACUCAACCGUACUGCCAACAGACGUCGAUGAAACUGGUAACUCACUUCUCAUGAUCUCACUUCGAAACGUAAAUCUGGAGGUCGCCAAGUUUCUUCUCGAUCAUGGCUGGUCGAGGAGCACUCGAAACAUGACAGGAUGGUAUGUUCACCAAAUGCGCCAAGCAACUCAAAGAGCCCAGUUCUCACUGUUACUUAGGACCGUGCCUAAGCGGGCACGUAUAGUUCUCUACUCCGCAUCGAAGCAAGACCAUCUUUCCACGUUCGAUCCAGACCAUCGCUAUAUGAUUGAGCAACUUGCACGUGGAGAAGACCGACAAGGAGGAAAAUCAACGCUCAUACACGAUUCUGUACUCGGAGUAGUUCCGAUUCCUCUACCAGAUGCAAUUACACAGGCUCCUUCCGACAUAGAUUGCCUUGACGAUAUCGGAUGGUCUCCACUGCACUGGGCAAUCUUCUUGAACGACUACGACUCGUUUGAGGUCCUCCGUAGCCGAGGCGCUGGCUUGGAAGUGAGAACGCGGGGAGGUUGGACACCUCUUCACUACGCUGCCCACUACGAGCCGCCCGGCUCGAUCAGAAUGGCUGCGGCACUCCUGAAAGCUGGGGCAAAUGCGCAUGCUAGAGUUCAAAAUCACAUUGGGCCCAGAGGGGAGACUCCCAUCAUAUUCGCUUUCAACAACCCCGACAUGAUUAAAAUUCUACUGGAACAUGGAUGUGACACCAUUGUUCAGACGAACCUGAACUGGGAAACUCCUCUGUCAUGGUUUGCUCGUGGAGCAUGCAAUGUUGAGCGAAACGAUCUCAGGAGACGCAAUUGGGAACGGUCGUUGGACUUGCUCGUGAAUAAUGGCAUGGAUAUCGACCUUCCCUCGAAGCAGGCAGGUUACGAAGGUCGAACACCCAUCCACGACGCUAUACUGUGGCGAAACGCCGCCCUGUUGGAGCUUUUAUUGGAGAGAGGAGCGAGGUAUGAUGCGAUCGAUAGUAACGGGUCUGGUAUCUUGCACUUGGCGGCUCAGAGUGCAGGGCUGGAUGUCAUUGAGAUUCUUAGGGAUGCCUGCACAAGGGGUCUAAGUCCAAACCAGCCAAACGUCGCAGGUGACCCGCCGAUGAAGAUUUUGAUGGCCAGAAUGCUCGGCGAGGAAGCCAUGCGCCAGCCAGGAGAUACAGUGCCAGCAUAUGACGAGUUUCUCCUUUUCAAACAGCUUCUGCAGGAAAUUCAGGAACGAAAUUUGGGGCUGUUUAGGACGAAAGACCACGUCAAUUCGGUCGAAGACGAUGCCAUCUCCAAGAUUGGCGGGCCGAAAGCCGCCUGCGACGGUGACGACAACCGGACGUUUGAGAGCAAUCUGGCAUACAUGAACACGGUUCUGUCAACCGGUGCCAUAGAGGGGUUUUCUUGA